This is a messenger RNA of Doryrhamphus excisus (bluestripe pipefish), 5384 nucleotides long. RefSeq names its product diaphanous related formin 1 (gene diaph1). Gene Ontology annotation, cellular component: actin filament. NCBI's taxonomy places the organism in Eukaryota, Metazoa, Chordata, Actinopteri, Syngnathiformes, Syngnathidae. Gene Ontology annotation, biological process: actin cytoskeleton organization; actin filament polymerization. The record is from RefSeq and is a predicted model, not a curated record. Gene Ontology annotation, molecular function: small GTPase binding; actin binding.
CCUCACCGCCGCUGGGGAAGCUCGACUUGUCAUCACAGAAGAAGUACAGGAAGACUGUCGGCUGCUAAAAGCCGUCCCUCAACUGCUGUCAUGGCGGAGUUUAAAAGUUGAACUAACAACCGUUAGCAGUCAUGGAAGCUCAAGUGGAAGCCUCAGUGGUGCCGGGGAAACUUUAGCGAAGUCCCAUUCGCCGUGUGAAACAAAGUGUGGCGGGUGCCCAAAGUGUGGUCAUUUCACACUAGACAAAGUAGCUUUAGCUAAUGCUAACGCUAGCUGUGUUUGUGUUAAAAUUAAUUCCGUAACAACUUCGGUUUGUUUUACAUGUGGAAACGCGUUCGUUGAAUUUAUUUGUCUUAGUAGCUGAAAGAGCUCUUUUCUAUUUGUUCCGCGACGUCGACCCACUUCGCUUUGAAUUUCCCUCCUUCUGGAAGACAGACAGGCGGCUGAGAGAGGAGUCCACUCGGUGAGGUCUGUUACUUUGAGGAUUUUUUGUCGUCAUCCACGCUGAGUCUUAUUUUGACUCCCGGUUCGAAGGAAAGGGAUUAAUUCACUAUGGAUCCUCACACGGGAUAUGCCGCCUCGGCUCCUGGUCCCAAAAAGGACAAGAAGUCAAAGAAAGGCUAUGAAGAUGGAGACAGCAAAAAGAAAUUUACACUGAAACGUCUGAUUCCAGAUGAGCUGGAGCGGUUCACCAGCAUGAGGAUAAAAAAGGACAAGGAGAAGCAGGGCCACGUCCCAAGUCAGCGUCAUUCGGCCGCCGCCAACUAUGAAAUCAACGCCACCAGUGCCACGCUGCACGACCAUACGGACGAAUACGUCCUGGAACUCUUCGAACAGAUGAUGGUGGACAUGAACCUGAACGAGGAGAAGCAGCAGCCUCUCAGAGAAAAAGACAUUGCAAUUAAACGUGAAAUGGUCUCCCAGUACCUCCACACGUCAAAAGCGGGCCAAGACCAGAAGGAGAGCUCGAAGUCGGCCGUGGUCUACAUCCAAGAAUUGAGAUCAGACUACCGGGACUCGCAGCUGCUGAGCUGCCUGGAAUCUCUGCGGGUUUCGCUCAGUAACAACCCAGUCAGCUGGGUGCAGAAUUUUGGAGAUGAAGGCCUGGCUCUGUUGCUCAAUCUGCUAAGACGACUGCAAGAGGACGAUUACUCAAUGAUGGGAGUUAAAUGUCAACACGAGAUCAUUCGCUGUCUAAAAUCCUUCAUGAACAACAAGUACGGUUUAAAAUCCAUGCUGGAGUCGGACGAGGGUAUUCCUCUGCUGGUCAGAGCCAUCAACCCGAGGGUGCCACAUAUGAUGGUGGACGCUGUCAAGAUACUUUCUGCCAUCUCCAUAUUGGAACACCAAGACAACCUUCAUGAGCGCGUCCUGGAAGCCAUCACAGAAGAGGCGGAGAAGCGGGACAUUGAGAGGUUCCAACCUCUUCUGGCUGGCAUGAAAAAUCACAACAUUGCCCUUAAGGGUGGCUGUAUGCAGCUAAUCAAUGCAUUGAUCAGUCGCGGAGAGGAGUUGGACUUCAGGAUCCAUAUUCGCUCUGAACUUCUACGAUUAGGACUCCGGGACUGCCUCAAGGAAGUGCGGACAAUCGAAAAUGAGGAGCUGCGGGUGCAGCUCUUGGUGUUUGAUGAGCAGACUGAGGAUGACUCGGAGGACCUUAAAGCGCGCCUCGAUGACAUACGCAUAGAGAUGGACGAUGUGAGGGAAGUGUUUGAUAUUUUAGCCAACACAGUGAAGGACUCCAAAGCUGAAGGCCACUUCCUGUCCCUGAUGCAACACCUGCUGCUGAUCCGCAACGAUUAUAUGGCCAGGCCUCAGUACUACAAGUUAAUAGAUGAGUGUAUCGCUCAGAUCGUGCUUCAUCGCAACGGCGCAGACCCCGACUUUAAGUGCCGCAACCUCAGGCUCAACAUCGAAGGCUUAAUAGACAACAUGGUCGACCAAACUAAGGUGGAAACCAGUGAGGCCAAGGCUACGGAGCUUGAGAAGAAGUUGAACACAGAGUUGACCGCACGCCACGAGUUGCAAGUGGAGCUGAAGAAACUCGAGGGUGACUAUGAGCAGAAGCUGCAGGACCUGAGCCAAGAGAAGGAGCAACUGGCCUGCUCCAAACUGGAACGGGAAAAUGAGAACCAGUGUCUGCAGCAGCAGCUCAGCACUCUGCAACAACAGAUUGACAAGCUGUCCAAAGAUCUGGAAGAGGCCAAGACUAAAGUUGUCACAGUAACGGUUCCUGUGCCAACACCCGGUUUGCCGCCUCCACCUCCUGCCCCUCCUCUCCCCGGCCAGACCGGGGCUAUGCCGCCGCCGCCGCCGCCCCCACCCCUACCAGGUUGCACGACCAUGCCACCGCCACCGCCUCCUCCUCCUCUGCCUGGUCAGGUCGGCAUGCCUCCCCCACCGCCACCGCCUCCCUUACCAGGCAUGCCAGGUCCUCCUCCACCCCCACCCUUGCCUGGCAUGGCGGGACCACCCGGACCGCCACCUCCGCCACCCUUACCAGGUAUGGGACCUCCUCCUCCGCCGCCACCGCCUGGUGGUCCUGGCAUUCCUCCUCCUCCACCAGGUCCCGGUAUGCCACCACCUCCACCGUUUGCCAUGGGGGGCUGGGGUGCCCCUGUACCACCACCACUGCCUUUUGGGCUCCAGCCUAAGAAGGAAUACAAGCCUGAGGUGCAGCUGAAGAGAGCCAACUGGAGCAAGAUUGGACCCGAAGACCUCUCCGAGAGUAGUUUCUGGACUUCGGCCAAAGAGGAGAAAUUUGAAAACAAUGAGCUCUUUGCCAAGCUCACCUUGGCCUUCUCCUCGCAGACCAAGACCAAAAAGGAGCUUGACGGCGGAGAUGACAAGCAUCUGCAAAAGAAGAAGGUCAAGGAGUUGAAGGUUAUUGACUCAAAGUCCUCACAAAACCUUUCUAUUUUUCUCGGAUCUUUCCGUAUCCCGUACGAAGAGAUCAAGAGCGCGAUUCUGGAAGUCAACGAGAAGAUCCUCACAGAGUCCAUGGUCCAGAACCUGAUCAAACAGCUGCCCACACCGGAGCAGCUCGGUACCCUGGGCGAAAUGAAGGAGGAAUAUGACGACAUGGCUGAGGCGGAACAGUUUGGAGUUGUGAUGUCCACUGUGAAACGUCUGCAGCCACGGCUUCAGGCCAUCCUCUUCAAGCUCCAGUUUGAGGAGCAGUUGAACAACAUCAAACCGGACGUGGUGUCUGUGACGGCGGCCUGCGAGGAGCUCAGGAAGAGCAGCUCCUUCUCCACGCUGCUGGAGAUCAUCCUCCUCAUGGGCAAUUACAUGAAUGCAGGCUCCCGCAAUGGGAAGGCCUUCGGAUUUUCCAUAUCAUACCUAUGCAAGCUCCGUGACACCAAAUCAGCUGACCAGAAGCAGACCCUGCUCCACUUUCUCGCCGACGUGUGCCUGGAGCAGCACCCUGAUGUCAUGACCUUUACCGACGAGCUGAUCCACGUGGAGAAGGCCAGCAGAGUUUCUGCAGAGACACUUCAGAAGAAUCUAGAACUAAUGGGUCGUCAGAUCAAGAACCUGGAAAAAGACAUUGAAACCUUCCCUCCUGCACAAAGCGACAAGGACCUGUUUGUGGAUAAGAUGUCCGUUUUUGUAGCCACUGCUCGUGAACAGCAUGAGAAGUUGGAUCUGAUGCAUAAGAACAUGGAGAAGCAGUAUAACGACCUGGGGGAUUAUUUUGUCUUCAACCCCAGAAAACUUGCAGUGGAGGAAUUCUUUGGAGACCUCAACACCUUUAAGAACAUGUUCCAGCAAGCGGUGAAGGAUAACCAGAAGAGGAAGGAGGCAGAGGAAAAGAUCAAAAGGGCCAAACUGGCCAGGGAAAAAGCCGAGAGGGAAAAAGAGGAGAAACUGAAAAGGAACCAACUCCUGGACAUCAACACAGAGGGUGAUGAGACUGGCAUCAUGGACGGCCUCUUGGAGGCGCUGCAGUCUGGCGCUGCUUUCAGGAGAAAGAGAGGACCACGGCAAGCAGCCAAUCACAGAAGAGCCGGCCACGCGGUGACCAACAUCCUGGCCAAAGAACUCACGCAGGAAGAUGCGCCUCCGCCGAGCAAGGUGCCCGUCAAGAAGGUGAAGCUGGAGGAGAAGGAGGAGGCCAAGAAGGACGGUUCGUUAGAGGAGCUGCUGGAAGCCCGAUCCAAUUAGGCACAUUUGACCACGUUUUUGGUCUUUUUUUUUUUUUUUAAUGUGUAGUUUCCGACGCACUUGUCGUUGCUGGGGCCAAUAUCGAUAUGAAAAGCGUCUUUGCCACUAAUUAUUACCGUGUUUUGUUACGUUGCUUAAUUCCUGAAUCAAAUUGAGUCACCUCGAUUGUUCGCUUAUUUCCAUAAUUCUUACCAGGAAUGUCGGGAACAUCGUUUUUUUUUUGUUCGCUACUCACAAUUCUUGUUUGAUAUGUUUUCCACUGCACGUAUGUAUAAAUGCCGAUGGUAUUGCUGGAAGACGCCAUUGGGGAGGAAUUCUUUGGAAUUCCACGGGCACGGCUUCUACUCACGUGGGUGAAGAUUUAGUUCACGGGGAUAAACUCGGAUAACCUAACACUUAAACAAUUCACCAGCAUAGGCAAAUAACGCGGAAAUAUACGCGGGAUUUUUUUGCUUGAAAAAGUCGCUUAAAAGACGUUUUCGUUUUUCUUGUGCUUUUGUGACGACUACAUGAUCCCACUCGUACACGCGUGUUUUCUACGUGUGUGUUGCCGAUAAUUACGCUAGCUAGCACGCUGGAAAAAGUGACCACAAGUGUUUGUGUCUGUGGGGGGCCGCCUUACGUGUCUUGUUUGACGUUCUUCCUGCAGCCAAAAAUGAUGGAGGGACGCCACACACACACACACACACGAAGAACACAACUAAUACAAACUGCAGCAUAGAUAUGCAAUAUGUAUUCCUAUGCAAACAUGCUAUGCUAACGUGUUCACAUCGCCACACAGGAACUGCUUUGGCUUAGAGCUCGCUGAUCAUCUGCCACCAGGAUGGCCUGCUGGGGUUCCUCUUCAUUCGUACACGUUUACCGAUUCGUACACGCAAAGUACACGCUGUAAAUACACCAAAAUGUCCUCCUGUGUGCCAGGCAACUCCUAGCCUUUCUUUUUCAUCCUCGGUAAGCGGAGCAUCACUGGAGGAAACAACCUCCAAUUUGAGUCAUUCCUUUUUUUUUUUUUAAGAGAUUUUCUAUUGUCGAUUUUUACGGUUGAUUAUUUUUUAUCUUAUUUGAUUUGAUGUAAUUUUGCAUUUUUGUUUUUUUUUGUUUUUUUUUUCAGAGAUUGCUCUAUGUAAACAGAAUAAUGCACAUAAUGUUUCUGUUUGCUAUGCAGGAUUAUUAAAAUGUCUUAAGUCAGGGGUCUCAAACUCAAUUUACUUGGGGGG